Molecule: messenger RNA, 1162 nt
Organism: Daldinia caldariorum
Lineage: Eukaryota; Fungi; Ascomycota; Sordariomycetes; Xylariales; Hypoxylaceae
Product: alpha/beta-hydrolase
Exons: 2
Coding region: 172-942 (256 amino acids)
Source: RefSeq, a predicted model, not a curated record
AAGGAUUCAAAGCUUCUUUGCCCUGUUUUACGGGUGUGUACUUCGGACGGCAAUUGGUAGACAUCCAACCGCAGGUAGGGUUGCUGCUAUAAGAAUACUAUCGAGUCUCCAUAGCCCCAUGAUCCCGGUCAUGUCGCCUUGCCAUUGGGAAUAUCCGAGACAAGUACCAAGAUGUCCGCCAAAAGCUUUCCAGAGAUAAUUCUUGUUCCUGGGGCGUUUGGAACACCUGCCUGUUUCGACAAGCUGCUCCCGUUCCUGAAAGAAGCCGGUUUCACAACUCACCCGGGGCCAUAUCCCAGCUACAACCACGCCAACCCUGCUGCAGCCACCUGCGUAGACGAUAUUACGCACCUCAGAAACAAUGUCAUCCUCCCCCUGGUAGAGGAUCAACAGAAAGACGUCGUCGUUAUUGCCCAUUCGUAUGGCUGUGUCCCGUCCAGCGCUGCCGCUAAGGACCUCGACAAACAGACCCGGGAAGCGCAAGGUAAAAGAGGCAGCGUCGUGGGAUUGAUAUUGAUAGCGGGUGUCAUCACCCUGGAUGGCGAGACUGCCGUUGAGGCAAUGGGUGGAAUGCCACCAUAUGUACGAAUGGACGGGGACACAGCGUUUGUAAAGGAAGCAAUGGACUACCUAUACCACGACUGCGAUCCUGACAUGGCUUUCGAGCUGGACAAGCACCUAGGCGGCCACGCAGCUGCGGCUCUCGCUACCAAGCCCACAGCGCCCGCCUGGGCGGACAGUGGCUUCGACGGCAGGAGGGUAUAUAUCCGGACAUUGAACGACCGCUGCAAGCAUCUAGCGGACCAGAACCAGUGGCUUAAGAAGACGGAUGUCGAAUGGAAGGUGAUAGACUUCGAAACUGGCCACUACCCAUUCCACAGUCAACCCAAAGCUGUGACAGCACAUGUGGUGGAGGUCAUCAACGGCUUUGCCUCACUGUAGAUGAGAGAGCAAGCAGACAUAUCUUGUGGUGUGGGCGGGGUCUUUCUCUAUAAGAGACUACUACACCUGUCUGCGUGGUUAGGCGUUAUGUAUGUAUAAAGCAGAAGGCUGGGUUCUGCGGGAUGGGUAACACACGGAGGGUAGAAAGUUUCGAUGUAUUAAUUAAUUUUGCAUUUGACGUUCAACCGUCUGCUAGUCCGAUCGACACCCGGAUGUUUUU